ACGGUCUGGACUACUGCAACUCCCUCUCUCACCGACCUACCUCAUCACAGACUAUCCCCGCUUCAGUCUAUCCUGAACUCAGCGGCCAGACUCAUCCACCUUACCUUAUCCUCCACUGGCCUCCACGCCCCUCUGUCAUUCCCUCCACUGGUCUCCAUUCAGUGUCCUCCACCCCUCUCUCUCAUUCCCUCCACUAGCCUCCACUCAGUGUCCUCCACCCCCCUCUGUCAUUCCCUCCACUGGUCUCCAUUCAGUGUCCUCCACCCCUCUCUGUCAUACCCUCCACUGACCUCCACUCAGUGUCCUCCACCCCUCUCUGUCAUUCCCUCCACUGUACCUCCACUCAGUGUCCUCCACCCCCCUCUGUCAUUCCCCUCCACUGGUCUCCAUUCAGUGUCCUCCACCCCUCUCUGUCAUACCCUCCACUGACCUCCACUCAGUGUCCUCCACCCCUCUCUGUCAUUCCCUCCACUGGCCUCCACUCAGUGUCCUCCACCCCUCUCUGUCAUUCCCCUCCACUGACCUCCACUCAGUGUCCUCCACCCCUCU
Staurois parvus is the source of this 549-nucleotide messenger RNA. The record is from the annotation of a GenBank genome assembly. Lineage: Eukaryota; Metazoa; Chordata; Amphibia; Anura; Ranidae.